AGAUGGAAAGGGCAGGGAGCCUGGGGGGCUUCGGGGACAGCACGGGGUACCGGGGUUGUCCUGUGGUGCGGUGAGGGGACCCCAGACAUUCACCCCUCUGCCUCCCCUCAGUUCGGUGCCAGUAGGGGAGCGCAGGCCCCAGCCCCGCCGCCAUGGGCAAGAAGAGCAAAGUGGGCAAGAGCCGGCGGGACAAGUUCUACCACCUGGCCAAGGAAACCGGGUUCCGUUCCCGCUCCGCCUUCAAGCUGCUGCAGCUCAAUAGGAAAUUCCAGUUCCUGCAAAAGGCGCGAGCGCUGCUGGACCUGUGCGCGGCCCCCGGCGGCUGGCUGCAGGUGGCUUCCAAAUUCAUGCCAGUCUCCAGCUUGGUGAUUGGGGUGGAUCUGGUUCCUAUCAAGCCCAUUCCCAACGUAGUGACGCUGCAGGAGGACAUCACCACUGAGAAAUGUCGCCAGGCUCUGCGCAAGGAGCUGCAGACAUGGAAGGUGGAUGUGGUGCUGAACGAUGGAGCACCCAACGUGGGGGCCAGCUGGGUGCACGAUGCCUACUCCCAAGCCAACCUGACCCUCAUGGCUCUGAAACUGGCCUGUGAGUUCCUCUGCAAAGGCGGAUGGUUUAUCACCAAGGUUUUUCGGUCCCGGGACUACCAGCCUCUCCUCUGGAUCUUCCAGCAGUUCUUCCACAAGGUCCAGGCCACCAAGCCGCAAGCCUCACGCAAUGAGUCUGCUGAGAUCUUUGUGGUGUGCCAGGGUUAUCAGGCUCCAGACAAAAUUGACAGCAAGUUCUUUGACCCGAAAUAUGCCUUCAAGGAGGUGGAGGUUCACGCUAAGUCUGUUAGCGAGCUUGUCAGCAAGAAAAAGCCAAAGGCAGAAGGAUACGCAGAUGGUGACACCACUCUCUACCACCGCUUCACCCUGAUGGACUUCCUCAAGGCUCCCAACCCUGUGGACUUCCUCUCCAAGGCCAACGAGAUCACGCUGGGGGAUGGAGAGCUGGAGAAUCACAGUUCCACCACAGAGGAGCUGCGUCAGUGCUGCAAGGACAUCCGUGUGCUGGGGCGCAAGGAGCUCAGAGCCUUGCUGAACUGGAGGACAAAACUGAGGCGAUUCUUGACCAAAAAGCUGAAAGAGCAGGCGAAGGAACUGGAUAUCAACCUGAGCUCUGGCGAAGAGGAGGAAGGCCGAGAGGAGGAGGAGAAGACAUCGCCAAAAGCCACAGCUGAUGAGGUGAUGAAAGAGGAAGAGGAGGAGGUAGAGCUGGCGUUAGCAGAGAUGAAGGCUAAGGAACUGGCAGAGCUGAAAAGAAAGAAGAAGAAGAUCCUGAAGGAACAGCGGAAGCAGCGUGAGCGCGUGGAGCUGAAGAUGGACCUCCCUGGCGUCUCCAUCGCUGACGAUGGCGAUACCAGCAUGUUCUCCCUCCAGACUAUCCAGAGGACCCAGCUGCUGAAUGAGGUGGCCCGGGGAGACAUGGCCUCAGCAGAUGCCCUGCUGGAGAUGAGACCUGGGGACGAUGACAUCUGUGUCUCAGAUGCGGAUGAUGAGGACGAUGUGUCCCUGGCCAGCGACCUGGACCCGGAGGAGCUGGUUGAGAUUGAAGCCCGUCAGCGCCGGCUGGAGCGGGAAAGACGAGAGCAGGGUGCAAAGAGGGUGAAGCCUAAGAAGGAGGAGGAGGAGGAGGAGGAGGAAGGGGAGGAAGAGGAGAAUCCCCUGCUGGUGCCCCUGGAGGAGAAGUCAGUGCUGCAGGAGCGGCAGACAAGCCUGUGGUUUGGGAAAGACGCCUUUGCCGGCAUCGAGGAUGAUGCAGAUGAGGACCUGGAGCUGGGGCAGUCACAGAUGUUGGCUGAAAGACAGCGUGAGUCCCAGACAGGCAAAACAAAGAAGAAGGGGCAGAAGAAGAAGGUUCCCCAGGAGGGCACCGCAGCUGAGCCUCAGCCUGCAGCAGACACAGGAGCUGACACUGCUGAAGCACAGGCUGAGCAGAGCAGCGAUGAUGAUAGCAGCAGCGACGAGGAGAGGCCACCAACACCAGCGGGGAGAAAGCGUGGCCUGGUUGAGCCAUGUGGCUUCGAGGUGGUGCCCAUUGAGGACCCAGUGAAGAAAGCACGUGUCCUGGACGCAGAGGGCCUGGCACUUGGCUCCAUCAUUGCCACCUCCAAAAAGGCCAAACGGGACCUGAUCGAUGAUUCCUUCAACAGGUAUUCCUUCAAUGAGGAGGAGGGGGAGCUGCCGGAGUGGUUCACAGAGGAGGAGAAGCAGCACCGACGCAAGCAGAUCCCCCUGGACCGGCAGACGGUCGAGGAAUAUCGGCAGCGCUGGCGCCAAAUCAACGCCCGCCCCAUCAAGAAAGUGGCAGAGGCCAAGGCUCGGAAGAAGCGGCGGAUGCUGAAGAAGAUGGAGCAGAUGAAGAAGAAAGCGGAGGCCGUGGUGAGCACGGUGGAUAUCUCGGAGCGGGAGAAGGUGGCCCAGCUGCGGCGCAUCUACAAGAAGGCCGGGCUGGGCAAGGAGAAGCGGCAGGUCACCUACCUGGUGGCUAAGAAGGGCGUAGGACCCCGGGUGCGCCGCCCCCCCGGCGUCAAGGGCCAGUUCAAAGUCGUCGACAGCCGCCUGAAGAAGGACGUGAGGGCUCAGAAACGCAAAGAGCAGAAGAAACGGCGCAAGUGAUGUGGGACUGGCUCCAGGGAGGAACCUGGUUCGGGGCACCGGGCAGAGCUGGCUCCUGCCUUCCCACCUCCACCUCCCGGCUCGAGCUGCUGCUGCUUCCCCUCUGUGGGGAAAAGGGCUGGGACUGAGCCCCACGCCCCUGUUAGUCAGUGCCUUCAUGUGACAUCUUCUCCUGUCCCGCUGUGGGGCACGGAGAGUUGAUUUGACCUCAGCACUGUUGGGUUGACCUCGUGCCCGUGCUGGCCUGUGAGGUUGCACCUGCAGGUUUGUCACUCUCGCUGGUUCUCUUGGGAUGCUGCUGGGACUGUUGCACCGCAGAGAUGGCAUGGGCAUCCUUCCAGCCCUUGCUGUCCCCACGCUGGUGACAAACGUGGCCAUGACCAAAGCCCCAGAGCUGCGUGGGGCUGCGGGUGCUGACCAGUGUCUGACCUUCACAGAACUCUUCAUUUGUGAGAAAUAAACUGGUCUGAGGAUAUUC
Molecule: messenger RNA, 3135 nt
Organism: Numida meleagris (helmeted guineafowl)
Lineage: Eukaryota; Metazoa; Chordata; Aves; Galliformes; Numididae
Gene: FTSJ3
Product: FtsJ homolog 3
Exons: 21
Coding region: 153-2657 (834 amino acids)
Biological process (GO): maturation of 5.8S rRNA from tricistronic rRNA transcript (SSU-rRNA, 5.8S rRNA, LSU-rRNA); maturation of LSU-rRNA from tricistronic rRNA transcript (SSU-rRNA, 5.8S rRNA, LSU-rRNA); rRNA methylation
Cellular component (GO): nucleus; preribosome, large subunit precursor; nucleolus
Molecular function (GO): rRNA (guanine) methyltransferase activity; rRNA (uridine-2'-O-ribose)-methyltransferase activity
Source: RefSeq, a predicted model, not a curated record